AUGUCCUCCCAUCUCUCCUCUUCGAUCUCCCUACAUUCCGAUGACUCCCAGGGGCCUCACACGACCGUUGCCUCGUCGCCCCCAAAACCGUCGAUCCCUUUAGCCUCCCCGGAGAACCGUUUCCACAGUCUGCCCUCCCACCGUCGUGCCAAUACUGAGUACAUCUCGCGACCCCCUAUCUUCGAGGAAGACCUCUACGAUCCAACCUCAUCCGACGGCUCGUCAAAACACUCUUUGGGCCCAUCACCCCUCUCUUGGACCGAUACCUUCCCCAAAAAGAAACUUGAAGCAAGAGCCAGGGUCCUGUCGGAUUGGUUCCAGGGCAGGUCAGAUCCAGUCAACUUGGGAAUCGCUCCGCGUACCAGCGGACUUGCCGACUCGGACGAAAUGGAUAAACCCCGUCUCACCAGCUUACACUCCUCCCACACCCGGUCAAACUCAGGCUUUACAUUCUUCGGCCUACGAAAACAAGCAGAGGAGAAACCGCUCCCUCCAGCUCCUGCCGACGACGAAUUCCUCAAUCUCGAUAUCGAUGCAGCCCUAUCGCUGCCCAACUCUGAUGUCGAUAACGAAGAUGCACUCGACAACCUCCGAGAACAAGCUAGCACCGUCUUGCGAGAGAUGCAAGAAGCCUACAAGGAAAGGACCUUUGCGAUGCACCAAGCCUUAGCCGCGAAGAACCAGAAGCAAGAGGAGCUCGAGGAAACCCGGGCACGAGCUGACCAUUUAAGGAUGCAGCUUGAUGGAAUGGCGGCCAAGGUCCUCGACCAGGAGAAAGCCAUGAAGGCCAUGGCCGAGGAACUGGAACAAGAAAGGCACAUGCGUCAACAGGAGGAGAGCCGUAGUCGCAGUCGUACGAUGCGCGCGAUUCCUCCUGACGAGGAGAUCCCAUCCCUCGUCCUCCAGACUCCUCAUCGCGGCAACAAGCGUGCAAGCCACGGUACCUUAACCAGCGACUCUGGCUUCGAGUCCGGAGACGAGAGUGUGGCCGACAGCGUAUUCUCACACAAGGAGGGCAUCGAGUCCCCUACAUCAACACUUACCGCGCCAUCUCCCAACCUGUCCCAGGUUGUUCUGUCCAAUCCAACCGUCACUCCUACCCCAACUCCCGCCAUCCAGAAGAAUCUUGUCAAGGUCACAAGCACACCCAACCCGGCGCGGUCGUCAGCUUACGACCGUGUGAUCAAGGGGAUUGCUUCGACGCGCUUGGGAAGCUCUUUUGUCGGCAGCACCGGCAACCCAAACCAAUGUGGCAACUGUCAUGGCGUGCCAGCUUCCGAGGCCUGGAGUGUCAUGGGUAUUCUCAAGGAUGAGAACCGAGGGCUGAAGACUCGAUUGGGCGAGCUUGAAUUGGUGAUUGAUGACUGCAUUGGUCUUGUUGGUCCUUGA
This is a messenger RNA of Penicillium waksmanii, 1389 nucleotides long. RefSeq lists its product as uncharacterized. The record is from RefSeq and is a predicted model, not a curated record. The transcript has a single exon. The coding region runs from base 1 to 1389 and encodes 462 amino acids. NCBI's taxonomy places the organism in Eukaryota, Fungi, Ascomycota, Eurotiomycetes, Eurotiales, Aspergillaceae.